This is a messenger RNA of Neocloeon triangulifer, 1261 nucleotides long. RefSeq lists its product as uncharacterized. The record is from RefSeq and is a predicted model, not a curated record. Gene Ontology annotation, molecular function: S-adenosylmethionine-dependent methyltransferase activity; sequence-specific DNA binding. The transcript is spliced from 4 exons. Bases 41 to 757 code for a protein of 238 amino acids. NCBI's taxonomy places the organism in Eukaryota, Metazoa, Arthropoda, Insecta, Ephemeroptera, Baetidae.
UUGAAGCCGCACACCCGCCACUGCAGGUCGAAAUUGCGACAUGGGACAAACAGAGAGAAUCGUGGCGGUAGUAGUUUUGGUUUCGGUCAUCAUUAUCCUGGCCUCUAUCACAUUACCAAACUCGAAAGUUCCUGAUGCUUCAAAAGUGAUCCAGGCUGAGCUGAAAAUUAAAAAGGCCUCCUCCGUGUCUUUGAGCACUUUGCGAGGCCUCCCCUUUGAUGAUGAGCGGUUGCUCUCUUACACGAUGGGGAUUAUUCGCCCGCCCGUUGAUCGCAGUGUACCUUAUGUUUUGAAGGAAAUGACCAAAUACGACUACUCGUGGCAAGUGAUCGCUCCCACUGUGCUCAAGUUCCUCAAGAAUAGGGUCAUGAUGCAGACAGACUCCCGGAAUCCUGAGCUGAGCUGGGGCCACCCUCCGCCUUCCGACUGGGCCUCGGCUCGAGUGCCGCCAGCCCACGCUCCUCUUAACCCUCCAAGGGCCAACAUGCCCCGACCCAGCGAGAGUUUGCCCAGAGAUCCGAGGACGUGGAGUCGCGAGCACGUCGCCCUUUGGCUUCGUCACAUGGCCGCGCGCCACCAGAUGCAGAUCAACGCGCCCCACGAGCGCUUUCCCAUGAACGGCAAGGCCCUUUGUCUCAUGAACGUGGACAUGUUUCUGCAACGCGUGCCUCUCGGCGGCAAGACCCUCUAUAAGGACUUCCAGCUGCGCCUUGGCCGCGCCAUGUACCUGCAGGCGCAGGCGGCCGCAAAGUCCUAAACGCUCUCCGCACCUCCAAUUUUUUUUUUGUACAUUUCUUUGUAAAGUUAUGAUUUUUAUACGAGUAACGCUUUUACCACCAUGAACCAAAAAGGCAGCAGCAAUUUGCAUUUUAUGCUGAUUAUGUAAUUAUAUUAUUUAUAUAUAGAUUGUUUUUGCGACCCAUCCCAAUAACUGGGAUUACUAUUUUAAUUAAUACUCGGUCACCGGGUGAAAGUUUCCUAAAUACGGACGCAAAUUAGACUUAAAUCUGAAAUUUGAGGUUUUCAAAAAGUAGUUGUUCUAGUCACACUUAAUUGAAGAGCGAUUUGCAAACAAGCACCUGGCGAUGAAUAAGGGAAUUCAAAUGAAAUCUGUUUAUCAGUAAAUUUGCAAACAAAAAACAAUAUGUUACUUUUAAUUUAAAAAUUAAUGCUUUUUGUCAACCAGUUUAUGGCUAAGUUACUAUACCAAAGGUGAAUGAUUUUGCACAAAAAUAAAUAAAUAUAUAAUUUAAUGAGAUUG